CUACAAAUUUAGUUAUAAGGAUGUAAGUAGUAUCGUAUUAUAGUUUUGUAGAAAAUUAGAAAGACCGGCCGGUGGAGUGUUCAGUGUUUCAGUGCUAAAAGUGUGGAGCUUACAUCUAAAAGGAUAAUUUUGAGAUCGGCAAUGGGAAAAAAGCUUCACUUUUAAGCAGCGAAAUGAAGAGAAAUGUGAUUAGUGUCGUAAAAUUUCUUUCAUUGGCAGCGAUCACCGUUCUGUUUACCAUAUAUGUGUUUCGAUUUUUGCGAGGAUCAAGAAUUUCUGAUACUCCGACCUCGUUACCGCUCCCAGAGAAGCUCCAGGAUGUGGAGCAUGUUCAGGAGCAGCCACAAAAUGCUGGGGAGAAAAUCGACUGGCAGGAUUUAAAAAAGAUAAGAGAAGAAUCAAAAAGAUCAGGAAAAGGAGAGCAUGGAAUUGCAUCUUUUCUCUCCCCAUCCUUAGACGUGCUUAAGGAAAAAUUAUACCAAGUAAAUGGAUUCAAUGCCGCUCUCAGCGAUGAGAUAUCUCUAAAUCGUUCAAUUCCAGACAUAAGAAACUCGGAAUGCAAAAAGAAAAAAUAUCUCCAAAACCUCGACUCUGUCUCUGUCGUCGUUUCCUUCCACAACGAACAUUUUUCUACCCUAAUGCGCACCUGUUGGAGUGUCAUCAAUCGGUCACCAGUUACCCUUCUCGAGGAAAUAAUUCUUGUAGACGACGCGAGUACGAAAAUCGAAUUAAAGAGCAAACUUGACGACUACGUUUAUGAAAAUCUGCCGAAAGUUAAGAUAAUUCGAUUGAAAAAACGCUCUGGUCUCAUCAGAGGACGUUUAGCUGGUGCUCACAAAGCUAAGGCGAAGGUUCUCGUCUUCCUGGAUUCCCAUAGUGAGGCGAAUGUUAAUUGGUUGCCUCCUCUUUUGGAACCCAUCGCUCAGGAUUAUAAAACAUGUGUUUGUCCUUUUAUAGAUGUGAUUGCUUAUGAAACUUUUGAAUAUAGAGCUCAAGAUGAAGGAGCGAGGGGCGCUUUUGAUUGGCAAUUGUACUACAAACGACUACCUUUGCUUCCAGAGGAUCUUAAAAAUCCCUCAGAACCUUUUAAAAGUCCCGUGAUGGCUGGAGGACUUUUUGCAAUUAGUGCCAAAUUUUUCUGGGAACUUGGGGGAUAUGAUCCGGGACUCGAAAUUUGGGGAGGAGAACAGUACGAAUUGUCUUUUAAAAUUUGGCAAUGUGGUGGGCAAAUGUUCGACGCACCUUGCUCGAGAGUUGGACACAUUUACAGGAAGUUUCCUCCAUUCUCGAAUCACUUCAAGGGAGAUUUUCUCGGUCGCAAUUACAAAAGAGUCGCCGAAGUCUGGAUGGACGAAUACGCAGAGUACGUUUACCGCAGACUUCCUCAUCUCCGCACCAUGGAUCCCGGAGACCUAAAAGAGCAAAAAUCUCUUAGGAAGAAACUCCACUGCAAAUCCUUCAAGUGGUUCAUGGAUAAAAUUGCCUUCGACCUCGUGGACGUUUACCCCCUCGUCGAGCCGGACGAUUUUGCUUCCGGUGAAAUCAGAAACAUAGGAGCUUCCGAUUUUUGCCUCGAUUCCAAGGGCAGGGGUCAGGAUGAAGACGUCGUUUUGGAUUUGUGCUCUAAGGACAAUCCGGACAUCCAAGGGGAACAAAAAUUCCAACUGACCUGGCACAAGGACAUUCGACCUCAAGGGCGCACUCAGUGCUUCGAUAUUUCCAGGGCGGAUUUAAAAGCUCCUCUUAGUUUAUAUCCCUGCCAUGGUAGUCAAGGUAAUCAGCUUUGGCGUUAUGAUGUCGAAAAGCAGACGCUAGUUCAUGGAAGUAGCUCUCCAAGGUGUCUCGAUGCCGAUCCUGGGAGACAAAAAGUUUUUGUCACGACCUGCGAUUCUUCCUCUUCCACUCAAAAGUGGAGGAUAGAGAAGGUCAAUAUGAAAGCGAUGAAUAAUUGGGAAAAAAUUGGCCCAAAAGUCUAGGUUUCUUAUUUUUCAAUUUGGGCAAAAAAGUUUUAGGAUUAGGUUACAUUUUUUCAUAUGUCAGGUAGUUUGGUUUUUUGGGUUCAUAAUUUUUGUAAAUAAAGGUCAUGACCCCAGAGUAUGAUUUUGAAAUUCCUAGGACGAAAUAUUUGGCGAGUAUCGAGAAAAAUGACUUGAAAGUUUUCGCCGCUGAUCGAAUGAACUGGAAAAAUAUAUCUUCAUCUGACAGACUAAAAAAAUUUUUAUUUGAUAAAAUUAAAUUAUCUUAGUUUAUUUUACGUGCAAAAAUUAACAUUUGAAUGCUUUCUUUCAAUGAAGAACUCGUUUUUUCGCAUUAUUGUCGUUUUUUUUUAUCUAAACAACUUUUUUGUCCAUUAAAUAAUUUAUUUAUUUGUAAUGGAAUCCAAUUGUAUUGUGAUACUAUUUUUCGUGCAUAUUAUAAUUUUAACCGUUAAAGGGCACACUUCCGUAAAAUUACAUAAAUUGAUACCCAAGGAUAUUCAAACAUGUGCUGUGCCAACGGUAUUGGAUAUUUUUUAAAAAGAAAAUCAAUUAAUGAUGCUUAAUCUAUUUUGUUCAAGGCGAAAAAGGUUUCAUAACAGUUUUUGAAAUUUAAAGUAG
Belonocnema kinseyi is the source of this 2597-nucleotide messenger RNA. RefSeq names its product N-acetylgalactosaminyltransferase 6 (gene Pgant6). Gene Ontology annotation, cellular component: Golgi apparatus. The transcript is spliced from 3 exons. Bases 174 to 1976 code for a protein of 600 amino acids. Lineage: Eukaryota; Metazoa; Arthropoda; Insecta; Hymenoptera; Cynipidae. The record is from RefSeq and is a predicted model, not a curated record.